AUGAUCCAGAGCAGUUUCGAUUUUCUGCUACUGUCGCUCCUUUCCAUUCCCUUUUCUUAUGUCAAUUAUUUGUUUCUCAUAGAGGCAAUUAAACCCUUGACUCCUCUUAUACAGCAGGCCUGUCGGAGAUUGCAAGAUUUAAGCAGCUUGGAUAUUCGCUACACUUAUUCACUCAUCGUCAAGCUUAAUUCUCUUUCAUGCUCAGUAACAAAACUAUACGAAGAAGUCUUUAAAGACACCUUUGGGUCUGUGUUAAUGGCAUCCUUACUCGGGGCUACCACUACCGCUGUUGCAAUUUUAUCCAUUGAAGCUGGCCGAAAGCACGCGUAUCGUAUUCAAGCGGUGGUCGUUCCAAUAAUUUUGCUAUCCGGAAAUACAUUCGGUAUCUCUGUUAUCUUACCACUGGUAUGGAUUCCAUUGAAUGGAAUCACUCAAUACAUGAACAGAUACAAGAAAUCCAGCAAUCAUAAUUAUAUCCACCCAUUUCGCGUAGUGGCUAUCAUGGCAGCCGUUAUAUUCGGACAAAUUUUGGUAUCAGCUCUUCCUUUCAUGGCCAAAAACCCAAGCCAGUUCAGAACUGCCUUGACGAUACUACAGUUUGGUCCCAUCAUAUAUUCGACAAUCGAAUGGGUUUGCACCUUCCUGAGUCGAUCUAGUUGCUUUGCACACGAAAAUCAGCAACCAAUUACUCGUGCAGACGCUAUGCAGAGUAAAAUAUUUGUACAGCAACUUUACAUGACACUGACAGUAGCGAAUCUAAUUCUUCAUUACGGUAUCAUUGCCUAUAUAUUUCUUCAAGACCUUAAGGUUGUGCAAACCCUAGCAAGUAUGUUACGAGCUCAGCCAUGGACUGCGGCUAAUAGCACUGGUCUGAAUGCUGGUUCCUUAUAUAUAAGUAUCAAUCUCAUUGCUCUCGUAUGUACCUUUGCGUACUGGGCGGCUCUAGAUGGUGGAUUGGAUGGUCUUAUUCUCUACGGUUUAUCUUGCCUCGUGCUAGGUCCAGGUGCUGGUUUAGCCGCCUACUGUUGGGUGAGGGAGCAGUCCAAACACGAUCAGUAUAUACUAGGUAAAGCCUGA
Messenger RNA from Umbelopsis ramanniana AG, 1077 nucleotides. RefSeq lists its product as uncharacterized. The transcript has a single exon. The record is from RefSeq and is a predicted model, not a curated record. The coding region runs from base 1 to 1077 and encodes 358 amino acids. Lineage: Eukaryota; Fungi; Mucoromycota; Umbelopsidomycetes; Umbelopsidales; Umbelopsidaceae.